Molecule: messenger RNA, 585 nt
Organism: Epinephelus fuscoguttatus (brown-marbled grouper)
Lineage: Eukaryota; Metazoa; Chordata; Actinopteri; Perciformes; Serranidae
Product: guanylyl cyclase-activating protein 2-like
Exons: 4
Coding region: 1-585 (194 amino acids)
Biological process (GO): visual perception
Cellular component (GO): cone photoreceptor outer segment; photoreceptor inner segment
Molecular function (GO): calcium ion binding; calcium sensitive guanylate cyclase activator activity
Source: RefSeq, a predicted model, not a curated record
AUGGGGCAGACACAGCAAACGGAGAACACUGAGCAAAUUGAUGUCAAAGCAAUUCAGGAAAUGUACAAAAAGUUUGUCAUGGAGUGCCCGAGUGGACUACUUUUCCUGCACGAGUUCAAGCGCUUCUUCGGUGUGGACCCAUCAGGGGAAGCGUCGGAUUAUGCGGAGAACAUGUUCCGAGCUUUUGACAGAAAUGGGGACAAUACGAUUGAUUUCCUUGAGUUUGUGGCAGCACUGAAUCUUGUUUUCCGGGGAGACCUGGAGCAUAAACUGCGGUGGUCAUUCAAGGUGUAUGACAAAGACAGCAAUGGCUAUGUGGACAGGGAUGAACUACGGUCGAUAAUUGAUAGCAUCUAUCGGAUAAAAAAAGGCUCAAAGACAGAUGCACAUGAUGCACAGCUCACGGUCGAUGAAGCUGUGGAUCGACUAUUACAGGCCGUCGACAGUGAUGGAGAUGGUCAUAUUAACCUGGAGGAGUUCAUUAGGGGCGCACAGCAGGACCCCUGGGUGCUCAACAUGUUGAAGCUGGACAUGAACCCUGCUGGAUGGGUGCUGGAGCAGAGGAGAAGGAGCGCACACUUCUGA